Candoia aspera is the source of this 7693-nucleotide messenger RNA. It is a transcript of the gene PTP4A3, whose product is annotated as protein tyrosine phosphatase 4A3. Gene Ontology annotation, cellular component: nucleus; cytoplasm. Gene Ontology annotation, molecular function: protein tyrosine phosphatase activity; protein tyrosine/serine/threonine phosphatase activity. Gene Ontology annotation, biological process: endothelial cell migration; protein dephosphorylation. The transcript has 7 exons. The coding region runs from base 829 to 1350 and encodes 173 amino acids. The record is from RefSeq and is a predicted model, not a curated record. NCBI's taxonomy places the organism in Eukaryota, Metazoa, Chordata, Lepidosauria, Squamata, Candoiidae.
UCCGCCCACCCCCGCCCGGGUUUAGACGCGGGAGGUGCGAGGCUGCGCCGCUCCGGACCAGCAAAGCAGGUGCGGCUGGUGAGUUGUAACGUGGGGAAGUGCCAAGGAUGGAAAUCAGUGAACAGAGAUGAAAUUAUUUUGCCCAGCGUUGGACUAUAUUGGGCACUGUCCUGGAAGUCUGCUAAUUUAGAUCAUCCUGCAUGCUGAUCGGCUGCGGAUUUAUGGCGGGGCCUGGGCGCACUUUUGAGCACUGCCACGCGCAACAUCCCACCCGUUGAAAGAGGACAGUGCCUUGCCCAAAGCUGGCGCAGACCGCUUGGGUUUCACCAUUCAGGGACCCUGUGGAUGGCUAUUGAAGUCAAAGGAGAACUUCUGCUGGCAGUUGCCCCACCCUGAGCACCCCCGGGCUCCCAUCACUGCCCCCAAAUAUUUUACAUAUCCAGAUGGGGUAACGUGACAGCCCCGGAGGAGCACCAGCGGUUUCGCUGAAUGCAGAGGCCUUUCUAACAGGAAGAGAACUAAGAAGGGAAGCCGGGCGACGGUGAAGGACGACUACUUAAAAUUGCACACUACGGAUUUUUUAAAAAAGAAAAAAAAAAACAAAAGUAUUACUCAGCAUCAAGCACAGGGUUCCUUUUUCUAAUUGGAGGAUUUAGAGAAUCCAACGUUACUCUAUUUGCACAACAUUUGUGUUGAUCAAGGGGAAAGAUCAUCCUGUCCAGCUCUUGUAACUUUGUUCCCCUUUCGCUUGGCAAUUCAUUUUUUUCUCGGGAGGUGGUGUGUGUUUUUUUUCUCAGCCCCUCCGGUCAAUCUAGUUUUGUCUCCACCAUGGCCCGCAUGAACAGGCCUGCACCUGUGGAAGUGUGCUACAAGAACAUGAGGUUUCUGAUAACCCACAAUCCAACCAAUGCCACGCUGAACACUUUCAUUGAGGACCUGAAGAAAUAUGGCGCAACCACAGUUGUGAGAGUGUGUGAAAUUACAUAUGACAAGACUCCACUGGAAAAGGAUGGCAUUAAUGUGAUGGACUGGCCAUUUGACGAUGGAGCUCCACCACCCAGCAAAAUAGUGGACGACUGGCUCAACCUGCUGAAGACCAAAUUCUGUGAAGACCCCGGGUGCUGCGUCGCUGUCCAUUGCGUGGCCGGCCUGGGGCGGGCCCCGGUUCUUGUCGCGCUGGCCCUGAUUGAGAGCGGGAUGAAAUACGAAGACGCCAUUCAGUUCAUUAGACAGAAACGCCGUGGAGCUAUCAACAGCAAGCAGCUGACAUACCUGGAGAAAUACCGGCCCAAGCAGCGUCUGCGUUUCAAGGAUCCCCAGAACCACAAGAAUAAAUGCUGCAUCAUGUAACCUGAGUGAUGCCCUCUGCUGCAACACACCCGAGGGGGACGACAAAACCAUGCCCCACACAAAUGCACAGGGCUUGACUUCUGAAGUUGCAGAGGACUUUUUGUCACAAUUUUUCCUUUUGAGUUUCCCCAAGGAAGAGGAGAGCUGAGUGCCCCCUUGUUGGUUUCAAGGCUUGAAAUGACCGUGGGUUGUUUUUUUUUUAACCUUUCUUCCCCAGAUAUUUGUCUUGUCAAAAGCUCUUUGUAAUGACAUCAACCUGCAAUGCAAUAACUCUUCAGUGUCCUCUUUCUCUAGAGAACUGAUUGAUGAAUGAACUAACUAACUAAAGUAGAUACAAUAGGGUUGGCAGGCCUGUAGUUAAGCCCGCUUAUUUCUGGGCAGGGAGAAAUCUAGAUAUACAGAGGAGCAGAGUUGGUUGGGCUACAAGGGGCGCUGUGCUGUGCUGUGCUUGGUCGCUUGGUUUUCAUGCUUGAAAAGGGAGCCGUGGCACUCUCUUGCAAGAGUUGUGAGGAUUGAACAGGAGAUGAGAAGUCACCAGGCCUGUAUAGAGAAAUCCAGCAAUGUGUUUUACACACCAUGAUCCCCCUCCUCUCCAGCUAUGCACCGUCUCUCUGCACAUCUCACUGCACUUGGUUCUGGCCCGUGAAGUCAUAAAAUUCCCACCGAUUCUAUAAGCAUGCUAUCUUCGGAUGCCUUGAGGGAGAAUGUGGUCGAGUUUGGGAGAGUUGGUCUCUCGGAGCGAGAACUGAAGGGUUCAGGAAGGUGUGGAAUAAGGGUUGGGAACUGGAAACAGGAAUAGGAUGAGGAAGUGGGUGUGCGGAAUGGCACUUGAUUUGGAAAGGUCGUGUGAUGGGGCUCCUCCAGUAGGUUCAGACAGGCUGAAUGGCUCUGGGCAUUUUGAGGAAGAAGCUGAAGAAAGCUCUUUUCUGGAUGUUAGGAGGGGGGCUUGUGGAAGUGUCUGGCUAAGAGUCAUUUUUCACACUCAUACACCUACGGUAUGGACUUUGUGGAAUAAAUAUUUUUAAACAAAGACAGGUCACAUCCUCAGUGACUUAAUGGAACUCGAGGUAACUUGUGAGUUUUACUGAUUUCUCAAAUGUGUGUGCAGGGCACUGUUGCACAUACUUCCUUACCACUCCUGAUCUGCAUUUACCCAUUUCAGGCCUGGUUGUGAGAGCGAUUACAGCCUCUCAUUUGUAGUUCUUCAACUUGGGUCUGUCUUCUUAUCACAGUGAGCAAUUCUUAUAUACAUCCAGUUGUCAGCUGCUUUGUUUUAUCCAUGGAAACACAGAUGCCUGCAUGGGGUUGGGGGCACCUCCUGGUCCCACCAACAGCCCAAGACUGGUUUCUGCUGAGCCAGAGGAUCUCCUGAGUCAGCAAUCUGUCAACUGCAGUUGAACUCAUGAAGAAGUUGAGACUCCUUAUCAGUCCUUCUGUUUAUAUAUAUUUUUAUUGCUGGCUGUUUUUUAUGUGGAUUGAUAAGAAUGUGAGUGUUACAAGUAGAAAGGCAGGAAAUGAAAUGUAGAAAUAAAACAUAAGAAAUGUUUCAUCAAACCCUGAAAUACAUCCAUCCAGUAAAAGUUCAAAGAGGGCGGGGAGGUUGGGGGCCUUCCCCCUUUCCAGUAGAGCUGGCUUCUGUCUGCAUACUUUGGAUGUGUGGCUGCAAGAAUGUUACAGAAGAAAAUUCCCUGCAGUUCUAAGUCCUGUCCUGGGUGUUUGAGUGAGAGGCUAGAGAAUGUCAGCCCUUCCUGGUAGGCCAGCUCAGCAGACAGACUCUGCAAGUUUUAUUGGAACUCCACUGUAUUGACCUGGGCCAUAGUAACAGAACCUUGGAAGCCUCACCACCAUUUUUCUUCCCUCCCUCUCAUAGCAAUGAGAGUUAAGGCAGAACCAGUUUAAGUUCCUUUCUAACAUUGUCUUCCUGUCCUGGGCUUAAAUCCUGUUUUGCUAGCUGCUCUAACGUUCCUCCAAGAUCACCUCUGGGAUCCUCUGUGGAGAAAGAUUGAAAAGGAACCAUGAGGUUAAAAAUGGAGGCCUGAAAUUGAUAAGUAAGGUGUCACCCAUCAGCUUUAGUUAUUUAGAGACGAUCAGAUUGUCCUAGAAUCCAGCUUAGAUUCUGGAUGAAGGGUGGUCAUUUGGUUUAUGAUGUUAUUCCUGGGGGAAAGAGGACCAAUGAAUAAGUGAUAAGAGUUUUUCCACCUGCCUUGAUAUCUGCAAAGGUCUUGAGAUUUUGAAGACAAGGAUUCAUCAGUUGGAGGGAGAAGAAGAGCUUGGCUCAUUGUUUUAUCUAGCUCUUUGUAGGAUGUGAGAGUUACCAGAAGCUCCAAAACCAUUGUCAUCUGCGUUUUGCUUUCUCUCAAAGCACUUCUGUGUGUAUUGCUGCAUAAAUUCUUGACUAAAAUUUCAAGAUGCUUGCUGGAUUUUGGGGGAGUCCCAUCUUUGCAGAGCUGUUUCAUGUGGUCUCUCUCAUCCAAUUAGGUUUUUUGUUGCCUUUCUAGCUUAAUUUGGGGAUCUGUGGCUUGGCUUGUAAGGAGGAACAUCCUAUCCUGAAGCUUCCAUCAUUGUCCUAUUCUUUUUAAACAUGCUGCAACGGUCCUUGGAGGUUCUCUCCAAAGCAUUGUAAAGCAGUGACCUUAAAAGAGUUGGGUUGAGAGAAGCCUGCUGUAGAGAAAUCUUAGGUGGGGGUGGAAUGAAUUAACACAAGUCCAUCCACUGAUUUGUAAGGGGCUGGUUUGUCCAUCUAGUUAUAGGCUGUUGUGAAUGUUGGCUGUGAAUCAUAAAUUUGGAUGGAAAAAAUAUCAGAAGGAUUCUGAUAGCAUUUUUUCCAAAUAAUUUUUUUUAUUAAAAAGCAUAAGCUUUCGGGAGCUGCAGCUCACUUCAUCAGACGCAUAAUUUUGGAUCAUGGUUUUUCCCAUUCUUGUUCACUAAGAUACAGUAAUAAGACAUACCAAGAACAGAGCUUUGAACUUGCUGCAUGUGAGGCAUGUCCUUUUUUUUACUAAGCUAUAUGCAUAAAUUAGUGCUCCAGAGCGGAACUCCUCCAGACUUCCUUGUAGAAGAGAUGGCUUCCUUGCAUCUCACCUUUGGAAAGGAUUCUUGAUAGGGGAGCAGCCUCUUCUCCUUUUUCCAAAUUACUGUAGAAUUUUCCAACACAUCAUUGUAUUCAGGAGCAGGAAACGCCCUUCCUUCCAGCCUAGCAAAUCUGUUCAUAGAGAGACUCACUGAGGUCAUUAAAUCCAGCCCUGUUUGAUGCAGGAAUCUAAACUGAAGCAUCUCAGAUGGAUGAUUGUCCAUCUUCUGCCUGAGCACAUCCAAUGAAAGGAGGCCACCACCUCUCUGGGACAUCAGUUCCACUGUUCUUACUGAUGUGACAAAACCUUCAAGUUACUUCUCCCCACCUGGGUCUUCCAUUCUCAGACUUGGUACCUUGACCUGGUUCUGUUGCCUGUUGAUCAAAGGCAGGGGGGAAGUAUCUGAGAACUAGUUGUUUGAAGACCAUGGUUUCCCAGAUGUCUUGUGGGGAAGCAAGCAGUGGUUUGGAUAACCACCAUUUUGUCUCUCCAGAGCUGUUCUCCAUCCAAUCUCCCCUCAUCAGGAAGUCAGGCUUUCUAAACGUUUGCAGUUGCUAAGAUUUACUUGCAUUGGGCUCGAACCCGGGCAGUGCUUCAGCUUGAGCAUGUGUGAAACGAUGUGCAGUUCCUUGGAUGCAACUUGUUUCCUUUGCAGUAUAUGCAGAGUGUCCUUUGACCCUGUUCCUACCAGGGAUGGCUUUUUUUUUUUUUUUGGUUGGACUUUGCUAUUUCUUUAUGCAGCUGACAUUUGCAAGCAUGCUUAUCCAUUGUACACCAGGCCCUUUCUGCAUAAGGGGAGAUCAGAGUCCUGUGUCCCAGCAGUUAAACAUUUGCUAAAUGAUGUGUCUGAAAGAAAGUGUUUCAAAACUGAGUUUGCUUUGCCUGAUCCUAGCAUGUAUAUUGAAGCAUCACUUUUAGCUCCUACCAAGAUGCAGCUGUCUUGUAAGUUUUGUAAUCUCAUCAAGCAUUGUCCAAACAGUUCCUUCAAGAUCAUAAGAACUAGAAAUAUUUUCCCCUUUUUAAAGAAGGAAAGUUAAGAGACUUUCCCGUGUCUUGCAGUCUGCUCUUCAUCCUGAACAUGGAGCUAAAACCUGAGUGGGAGCCAUCAUCAGCAAAACAUUUUCCUUCCUGCAAGAUUUUGGGGAGUCUCUUUUGAUCUCUCUUGUGCUGUUUCUGGCAUGGGUGAUCCAGUUGAUCCUGGCCAAUUCAUGCUUGAAAAAAACUUUCCUGGGUGCCACGCAAGAUCAGUUUCCAUGUCACAAGGUGACUGUACUUGGUGAAAUAGCUUUUGCUGUUUAGAAAGUAUAAUUUCAAGGGUUGGAGAGUGCAAACUAUCUUUGAGUUCUCAUCUCAAGAUGGGCAGGGCUGGGUCACUCAAGCUCCUUUUGAAGGCAGGACCCUUGGAAACAGCAUCUUCCCUGGUGUGCCUCCUUCCACCAAGACCUCAUGGCCUAGGAGCAUGUGGUACAUGAACAAGUGCAUGGACCGUUCAUGCACAGCCACAGAAUGAAGAAUGCUCAAUUUGCAUUAGACCUUGGCUUGCUCAGUUGAUUCCAUAUGUUGGAAGAGAGAGGAGGUAGAACAGGCAGGAAAGGCGACUUACUUCACAGAUGAAGAAUGUCUUUUCAAAGGCACAACUCCAAAAUUUUAUUAAAUAUAUAUUAUUUUUUUUUAAUGGUGAUGGGUGUUCUUCUUGUGAUCCUGUGCCUUUGGGAAAACAUUCUUUAGGUCUUGAAAAAUGAAAGCAAACAUUCAGAGCACAUAAAAUGUUUUCAGAGAUUAUUUCGGGGGGCCAGCUUAGUUACUUACAGACAUACCAGCAUUUUUAAUAGCCUUAUAGUGUGGAAAUCUUGAAUAUAAAAUAAAAUCUUGUGUGUAACCUUAGCUGGAAGGAGAAUGUAGAGAAAUGAACAAAAAUGCUACAAUGCCUCUGUGUUUGGGGUGGGGGGGGGAGUUCUUCUCAACCACUGCAGAGCAAGACCUGUAAGUCUUUGUACAUGGUAUUGAAAUCAGAACUGGGAAAUUGAAACUCCCCGAAUCUAUUCUUCUUGAUAAUGCUUCGAUACAGCUUGUAAUAUGUCCAGAAUAUGAAAUUUGCACGUAGCAAAGACAAAAUUAGAAUUACGGGUGGAACUUGUUAGGGUUCUGCUGCUUUAGGUGGUGGAAAUUCAGUGAAAUCUACAUAGGGAGGAAAUGUUUUCCUUUCAGUACUCCAUCCUACACACACUGUCUGAUGCAGAACCUGAGGGUCUUCCAGAUGCAUGGGCUUUAAUUCCCAGAAUUCUUGCAAAUGGCUUUUGUGGCUGAGAAAUUUGGGGAUUGAAGUCCAUCCGUCUGGAGGACUCUUGAGGUGGAGAAGGCUGACUCAAGUCUUCGACAUUCAUCCCAGCCCCUUAACAGCCCAGAAGAACAUCCGGUUCUUCUCAUUCUUCUCCAUGGGUGGGGAAAUUGACAGGUGUGUGGCUCAGAAGAGUCCCUUUUCUUAAAGCAGGGUUUUCUGUCCCCUCCACCCAGCUCACACUUAGCCAUUGGUAGAAGCUCCUUUCCGUUGGCUUCCCUACCUCUCUCUGCUGAAAGUCAGAAAAGGUGCAGAUUUGGCCAUUGUGUGAUUCCUUCCCAGGCCAGAUGAGAGAGAGAUGCCAAUAUGGAAAGGCCCUGGGCAGUUGAUGCCAGUCUGCUUCUUGAAAUGAGGCCUUCAUGCGAUUGCCAGUUUCCUGAAAGAUUAUGAUUUAAUGACGUGUGCAGUGUGUCCAUAAGUAAUCCAGCAAUCAAAACCUGGCAGUAAAUCAGAAAAAAAUAAAAUUGGAAAUUAGUCACUCUAUAUGUGCAGGAGAUAAUCGUUAUUUUUAUGACUGUUACUAAUUAUAAAUGAUAAAACUGCAGUGAUUGUUAUUUAUUUCCAUGACUGCCCUGUUCGUUGUGGGACAUCCUGUAGAUUCUGGUCCCGCCUGUUGCUGCAGCUUUUCAGAUGGAUCCACCCAGGUUCAAUUUCAGAAUGUUUCUCCAUCUUAGAAACAGCCUCCUCCCCAAAUCACAUUUCCUUCCGACUUCUUCAGCCACGCACUUUGAUGCAAUUCCUUGGAUCUCAGUAGUUCACAAAUGAGGAAUCAAUGCUGAGACCCUUAACUUAGUUUUUCUCUUCUCCGAGCCCUGCUAAAUUAUUAUGACAACUUCCGGUGCUUUUUUAUCAGGUCAACAUUUAUGCUGGGGUGUGCCAAUGAGAUCUAAAACCGUGACACUUUAUAAUCAUGACCUCCCCCCCUCCAAUAAAU